Chelmon rostratus (copperband butterflyfish) is the source of this 1621-nucleotide messenger RNA. RefSeq lists its product as uncharacterized. The record is from RefSeq and is a predicted model, not a curated record. Gene Ontology annotation, biological process: autophagosome assembly; positive regulation of DNA-templated transcription. The transcript has 4 exons. Lineage: Eukaryota; Metazoa; Chordata; Actinopteri; Chaetodontiformes; Chaetodontidae. Gene Ontology annotation, cellular component: nucleus; autophagosome. Bases 142 to 645 code for a protein of 167 amino acids.
CGCAGCCUGGACUCUCGCCGAUAAACAACUUCGAGAUCAAAACAAUCUCUGAAGAAGAGCAGCAAAGACCCUGUUUGCGCACCGACCACACCCGAGGCAAAACUCAGCUUUAUCUGGUCAGACUGUCAUAGGGGCACGAAGAUGAUCGGAAAGAUUCUCUCUCAACUGCUUGGGAACGCUGGCGAGGAUUUUGAGGCAGACAACGACACUUAUGAGGAGCUGAUGGAGUUCGAGGAGGGAGGAUGGAUCAUUGUUAAUCUCCCAGAGAGCGAGCUGCUAUCGGCCCCUGUGGUGGAUCCCCUCGAGAACCUCCUGAUUGAGCACCCCAGCAUGUCUGUCUACCAGAUGAGAUGCAGGAUGGGUGGAGCAGAGGAGGAGGAGUUGGGCUCUGAGGAAGACGAAGAGGACACCACCAGGCCCGUGGCAGUGAGGCGGCACAUAUCCUGGCGUCUGGCUGCCUGGGGAAUUCCUCUACCCUGCAACAUCCAUCUGCUGGCUGUCCAGAGGGCCAGGGCCCAGGCCGAGCGCAAGAAGCUGAGCCGCAGCGCCCUCCACAGGCAGAACCUGGCUAAGGCACGAUUCUCCCCGGUAGACAAACGCUACGGCCACUUCAAGCAGCCCUGCCAGCGCCUGUACAACUACUAAACGGGAGGGAUGCUUGUGAGAGGGCGUGUCUCAAGUUGCCUCCACCACAGCACAGUGUGCAGCACAGUGCCUUCACUCUGAAAUACUCAGGUUUUCCACCAUUGUUUCACCUCACAUAGUUACUUCUGCAUAUCCACUCACCAUGCAAAGCACAUGAGAUUCACCACUUCCUGCGCAGUAAAAUGAUCCAACGUCCACCAGAUGAACCACAGCAGCACAUGUUUUUGUUGGGAUUUGAAUAAAGGCAACCUGCACUGUAACCCUCACAUCUGAAACCACUGAGAACAACGAACCUCGAUCUCCUGACAUCACGAAUGACACAGUCGACCCCUCAGGUUGGAAAGCAGUAGUAACACACACAGCUACUUUCAAAGUAACGCCUUUGUACAUUAUCGAACGAGAACAGUGGAGUUGUUAGACUUGAUUAGAUUGAUUAGAUAUACUGUAAGUAGGGGUAGAGCUAAGAGCUAGUUGGAGGUGUGUGAAUGUUAUUGUAAAGUUUGUUUUUUUACUUUUACAGUGUGUGACACUGAUCCAAAUCCAAACAGUAGACUACUUUGCUCUAAACGCUGAUGCAGAUGGAUUAUGGCACGUUUGGAUUGGUUAUUUCUUGGCUGUGUUCAGUAUGUAAGGUAUUAUGUGCCUUAGCUUAAGACGUCCUUGUGACAAGUGUGUUAAAAGUUGAUUUCAUACCACACUGACUUGUACAGUAUUCAUGUUGUGCAAAAACAUGAGCAUACUCUGUGAACCUCCUAAGAUCAAUGUUCCUUUUGUUUCUAAUUGAGUCUGAAGGAAUAAUGACAAACCUGUUCUUUGUAUUGAGUCUACCAUUUUGUACUUUUCAGCAAGUAUUCCCUCUUUCAUGUUUAAGUUCUUUCUAGACUCAUGAGUGUAAAUACAUUGAAUAUUAUGUUUUUCUAUUUGUGGGUAUUUAUAAAAUGUACAAAAAAAAUGCAAAUAAAUCUUGUUUUCUUAA